Messenger RNA from Callithrix jacchus (white-tufted-ear marmoset), 3001 nucleotides. RefSeq names its product yippee like 4 (gene YPEL4). The record is from RefSeq and is a predicted model, not a curated record. Lineage: Eukaryota; Metazoa; Chordata; Mammalia; Primates; Cebidae.
UGAAGGGUCUGGGUCGUUUGCAGUCCUGCCUGGAUUGGGCUGUUGUAGUUUCCAUUGACCUUACUCACAGGGCAUGGUAAUACUAAGAGACACCUUAAUGGAUCUCCUGUAUUCCACGCAUGCUCUUCCUUACCUCCAUUGUGGAGUAGUAGACUGAUUUCAUCUUGACAGUCUGGGUCAGUCACCCCAACCAACACUGUAAUUCCCUUACUAGCCUGUUGACUUAAAGUAAGAAGAGCCCAAAGUAUCCAAGUGGCAAUCCUAACUUCCAGUUUAAUGGAAUCGUUGUUGUGUCUCCCGGUGGCAGCGUUCCUCCCUCUGGAACUAAGACCUCUAGGCCAGCAGAAAAUAAUGUCGUGGGAAGAACUGCUGUUUUGGAAACAUGUACAUGCAAGGGUCUGUAGUAGGCAUUGCAGUCCUGGAAUGUAGAGAGUGAUUUCCCAGAAGACCUGUCUCAGAAAGUUUACAGCCCAGAAGAGAACUUCAUAUAAUGUAGGUGUCUCCAUUCAUGAAGCACUCAUAAUUUGGAGGUAGCCAAUAAGAGGUUUCUGCAUGUAAAAUGUCACAUUGGGUCUAUGACUCCUUUAAGAGUAUUAAACCGAAGCUUUGAGGCUUGCUACAAGUUUGGGGGCACAGUUUGCCGUCCACGACAAUUAGUACAUCUGUCUUUUCCCUGCUUCGGGGCUGGUGUCCAAGAUGAAAUGGGAAAGUGUAUCAUCUUAAAUGUGUGUGUGCUGCCUCCCUCUGCAUCCAUCUCUUGCUUCGCCAGCCUUGCCACCUCCUUUCCUCCAGCCCUGCCUCCCUCCCUGCAUCCUUGCCCAGCCCCGUCCUCCCCCCAGGUUCUUCCUAUCUCCUUGGCCACACUGCCUUCCUCCCUAACAACCUGCCUCUCCCCUUGCCCACCAUCGAAGCCACAUCCCUCUGUCAGCACUCCUCUAGCCCCAUCCCUUGAAGCCUGCCCCCUCCCUCCCUUCCUUCCGACCCGCCUCCUGUGUCUCCCAGCCCUGCUCUGACGUGGGAGGUGAGGGGGGGUGGGGGGAUGGAUGACUCACAGUGUUAUGAUGCAGUUCCACAACACACAGCCACAUUCACCCACAGACCGAGGUACAGAACGAGAGACAACCUCUGCCCCCCCAGCAGCUGGCCAGCUUUGCAGCCCAGUCUUGAGCCCCCAACUACCCUCCCCCCACCUGUCCCCAUCCCCUUCCCAAUUGAAGGAGCGGAAAGAGAAGAGAGAAGAGUGAGCAGAGAGAUUGAGAGAUUGAGAGAGAGAGAGAUAGACGGAGAUCUCUGGAGCAGACCUCAAGGCUCUGAUCCCGAGACGCGGUGCCUACCGAUGCCGGUGCGACGAAGAGCCUCACGAAGAACUGAAAAGCAAGGAGAGGCCACUGGCAGAUGACGUUGCUCCCAUGGCAGCGUUUGUGCCCAUGGGCUGCUCUCUGUGGAAAAUGGUGGAGGCUGCUUCUGCCCCUGGAGGGAGAAACACUGAAUCCCUGGCUUUGGCGCCAGAAGGCUGAACCAGCUGCCAGGUGACUUCUAUUUCUAUCUGGUUCUCGUCUGGGGGGGCCCUGGCCGGGCAGCCCCCCAACAUUUCUCCUGCCCUGAAACACGGCUCUAGCCAACCUGCUCCGCUGCUUCACCUGCGACCGUCUCUGUGGGGGCUGCACAGCGCCAGCCCCUCCAGCCCGCCAGGGCAUUGUCCUCCAGCCCGUCAUGCCCAGCUGUGACCCUGGUCCGGGCCCUGCCUGCCUCCCCACCAAGACUUUCCGCAGCUACCUGCCCCGCUGUCACCGAACUUACAGCUGCGUCCACUGCCGUGCACACCUGGCCAAACACGAUGAGCUUAUUUCCAAGUCCUUCCAAGGGAGCCAUGGCCGAGCCUACCUGUUUAACUCCGUGGUCAACGUGGGUUGUGGGCCGGCUGAACAGCGCCUCUUGCUCACGGGGCUCCACUCGGUAGCUGACAUUUUCUGUGAGAGCUGCAAAACCACACUGGGCUGGAAAUAUGAACAAGCUUUUGAGACGAGCCAGAAGUACAAGGAAGGGAAAUACAUCAUUGAAAUGUCACACAUGGUGAAGGACAACGGCUGGGACUGAGGGGCUCAGGCAGGGUGUGCCCUUCCUCCGCAUGCCCCUCCCUCCCCAUGGCCUUGCCAAGCAGUCCAUACCAGCAUGAGUACUGCCCACCCCUGGGGGAAACCUGGCUCCAACCAACCCCUCCCCUGCCUCCACCAUAUCCACUACCAGGCACCCUUUGGAACAGGGGUCUGGGGGUAUCCCAGGGGUGUUAAGGCUCAGGAGUGGGCAGCAGUCAGGGAGAGACAAAACUGGGGGAAGGGGAUAGUUGUGGGUCCUUCUGUUCCCAAGAUCCUGAAAAUGGAGGCAAAGGCAGGGUGUAGAUUCAAGCAGAGAGGAUUGUGGGAGGAAUCCGUUUUUGCCCCACCUCUUUUUGCGUGAGCAGAGGACAGCCUUGGGUCAUAGGGCUAGUAGUAGAUAGUGGGCCACAGAAUAGCAGAGGAGAAAAGGCUUGGGUUGGAGUGAAAUUUUGGUCUCUGACGCCAGGAGAGACCAGAGUCUCUAAGAACGAAGUUUCCCACCCCUAUUUAUAGGGGAAAGGGCUCAGGGAUGCAGGGAAAACUCAAAUCUCAGGCCCUGGGAAAUAGUACAAGGAUCAAAGGGGUUUCCAUUUCACUCCGCUUGUUAGUCUAUCUUGGCACUGAAGAGGCACUUUCGAGUAUCUAACUUUUGCCAUUGGGUGGGGUGAGGACAGCGGCACCCGGAAUAGCCCCCCACCCACAGUCAGCUGCUUCCAGAGCAAGCAGUCUUUAUGGGCUUUCUGAGGCCCAGUCACUGCUCCUGGGACCCAGUCCCCUGGAGGGGAGGUGGAAAAUCAGUGCUACGGGGCAAGUCUUUCCCGUGGCUGCCACCAGCGAAUGAAACUUUUGUAUGAUACAUAAAGUGCUUGGGUCUAUUUUUAAUAAAAAGGGAAAAAGCAACUGGA